AACUUCCAGUUGAUUCUAUCGGUUGAUGAGUAGAACAUGAAAACGAUACAUGAAUUUACUUUCUUUUUUUCUUAAUUCUCUUAAUUGUUGUGAUAAAAAUGUCUAAAUAAGAAAAGUGAAAAAAUGAUUAACCCUUUUAAUCGAAAUGUUUUUUGAAAGAAAAUUAAUUUUCUUCUCGGUUUAGAAAAAAGAAAAGAAAUUCUUUUCUUUGGUGAUACAAAAUGAUAAUUUAAAAGUGUAAGAGAAAAAGAGUCAAUUAAAUGACAUAAUCAACUUGGACCAUGUUCUGCUCGCCAAGUCAAUCAAUUAUUGUCUAUUACAAUUUAUCAUCAUCAGUAUCAUCGUCAUCAGUUUAUCUUUUUUUAAAUCUUCUCGUUUCUCUGUUAAUCUCUGAUUAUAGUUUGAUAACUGCAACAGAAUUACUUUCAUCUUCAUUACCAUCUUUGUCCUUACAGCCACUUUCAUCUUCAAGCUUAUUAAUAUCAUCAUCAUCCUCCUCAUCUUCGCCCUCAGUCUCAUCUUUAGUGUCUCCUUUAUCUACUAAUUUACCAUCAUCAACUAUAGAGCAAAUAUCGGUGCCUACUUUGUUGACCAUCUUUGAUGAAUUAAUUGUUGAUCCAGGUAAAAGUGUAAACCUUAAAUGUGAAUCUAGUGGAUCACCAAUGCCAACAAUUAGCUGGAAACUUGAUGGCUCUCCCAUCAACAACAGUGAUACAUUUACUGUGGCAGAUUUUGUUACCUCACUAUCAUCGUCCGGUUUAAAAAAAUUGACCAGUUUUCUCAAUGUUACCUCGAUUAGUUUAAACACCGGUGGGUUAUAUUCAUGUAUAGCCACUAAUCGAGUAGCCAGUGCCUCUCACAGUGCUCGUCUCCAUGUUAAAGGUGAUCCCUUAGUAAAACCAAUAAAGGAUAUCCAUGUAACCAGUGGAUCAACUGUUAUCAUUAAUUGCCCCUAUUCAGGUUAUCCAAUUGAAAAAAUAUUCUGGUCAAAGGGUCCAAUACGUUUACCAAGCAAUAGAAGACAAGAGAUAUUUUUAAAUGGCUCCUUGGUUAUCAAUAGUGUCCAAAAAUCAGUUGACGAUGGUUCAUAUUCUUGUCAUGUAUCCAAUGGAAUUAAAACUUCUGCUCAACAAUUUAAAUUACUUGUUACAGCGGGUCCAAUGAUCGAUCCAUUCAAAUUUCCAGAAAGUAUCCAAGAAGGUAUGAGAGCCCGAUUAGUUUGUACAGUUAUACAAGGUGAUCCACCUUUUGUCUUCCAAUGGUACAAAAAUGAGGAGCUAAUUGAAUCACCGAUUAACGGAAUUGGUAUUAGGACGGAUGAUUUUUCUUCUGACCUAACCUUUAAUCGAGUCUCACCUCGGCAUAAUGGUAACUAUACUUGCAUUGUAAGCAACUCGGCUGCAUCCGAUUCUCAUACGGCAACAUUGAAUGUAGAUGUUCCACCUUUUUGGAAAGUUGAACCAAUUGAUGUAUCAAUUGUUUCAGGUAAAAAUAUAAUGAUUGACUGUCUCGCUGAAGGAUCACCUUCACCAAUAAUUACCUGGGAACGAGGAUCAGCAACUCCCAGAAGCUUUACCACAAUAGCAAGUGGACCUCAUUUCGAGGUAUAUGCUAAUGGCUCUCUACUAAUUAAAACAGUUGAACCUGAGGACGGUGGACUUUACCUGUGCCAAGCAAGUAAUUCAAUCGGCCCAGGAUUAAGUAAAGUGAUUACCUUGACCGUUCAUACUCAUCCUCAAUUUGUGACUAAAUUUCGUAGCGAAACGGUUCGUCUUUCCGAUGAUAUUGAACUUUCCUGUGAUGCUCGAGGCGAUAGUCCAAUGUCCAUUGAAUGGUUUCUCGAUAAGCAGCCUCUUGAAAAGGAUAACCGUUUCCAGGUACGAAAUCAAACUUGGCCCAAGCGACUUGUUUCCAGUUUAAAGAUUGAAUCAGCACGUCGACGGGAUUCAGCUCUAUUUACGUGCCUUGUAACCAAUUCUUAUGGUAAAGAUGAGACCAAUAUUCGUCUAAUUGUUCAAGAACCGCCUGAAUCACCGAAAGCUCUUCGAGUUCUUGAACAAAGGUCAAGAGAAGCCAAACUGACCUGGUCUCAAUCGUUCAAUGGUAACAGUGAGAUCAACAGAUUCUGGAUAACUUGCCACCCCAAAGAUUAUUCAUCUGGUGAAUUUUCAUCAUUUGGACAUCUUAAUAUGUCCGUUGACAAUUUAUCAAUUGAGGAAGGUCCAGUUUACAUCGUUCGUGACCUAAGGCCAUCUACGACUUAUAUUUGCUCCGUUAAGUCGGAAAACGAUGUUGGCCUCAGUAAACCAUCAAAUACAGUUGAAUUUACUACAGAAGAACAAGCUCCAGAAGGACCUCCAUUAAAUUUAAAGGCAAAACCAAUUGAUUCAAGAUCUGCCAAAGUUACUUGGAGUCCUCCAGCUCGGAAACUUUGGAAUGGUAAAUUGAAAGGCUAUUAUAUUGGCUAUAAAGUGACAGGUUCUGAUGAACAAUAUCUUUACAAAACCCUUGAGAUAAUCAAUAAGGAAGAUGAAAAAUUGAAUGAAGUUACAUUAAGUUCAUUGAAACCCUUUACCACCUAUGAUGUGAUUGUUCAAGUUUACAAUUCAAUGGGAACUGGACCAAGGUCAGAUCCAAUUACCGUGACAACUUUUGAAGAUGUGCCUAGUAAAGAACCUAAUUUUGUGGCUUGCUCAAUAAUAUCAUCUGAAAGCAUAUCUGUGACUUGGGAGCCUCCACCAGUAUCAACAAUUAACGGACUAUUACUUGGCUAUAAGAUAAUUUAUCGACCUCUUGGAGGUGAUGUUAAUAGAAUGAAAAAGGAAACAACAACCGAAAGUGAAAUUAUUCUGAAAAAUUUACUCAAACACACGAAUUAUUCAAUUGAAGUGGUUCCUUUUACUCGUAAAGGUGAAGGAAUCGCUUCUAAGGUCACUUAUUGUCGAACUGCUGAUGAUGUUCCUGGACCACCAGCAGCAAUUAAGGUAAUCAUUUCAUCAGGUGAUUCGUUAAUUGUUACUUGGAAAGAUCCAGUUGAUCGUAAUGGAAUCAUCACCAAGUACGCUGUCUAUUGGAGAGAAUUGAACAAUAAUCGGACUAAAUCUUCGGUAACGGUUCCUAAGAGUCGAACGACCACUUUAUUGUCGACCCGUUACCGAUGGCCUGAACCUUCACCUCAGUAUAAGAUAACCAGUUUGAAAGGAUUCGUGGCCUAUGAAAUUUGGGUAACCGCUUUUACGAGGAAAGGGGAAGGUGAAUCGACAUCUCGAGUAACCCAAAUACCGAUUGAAAAUGUUCCUGCGAAAAUAUUGGAAUGGAAUGAAACUUUCACCAUUAACGGUGCGGAAGUUACACCGUUAGUUUUAGGCUGCCAUUCGGUUGGACUUGAACCUCUCCAACGAACCUGGUCAAGAGAUUCUAGUGAAGAAAAUCUUAACAUUGAAGCUGAUGGAAGUUUAUUGAUCUCUGAAAUUCCAGAAGAAACAAGUAACUUUACCUGUUAUGUUUCCAAUGAUUUUGGAAAUGAUUUCGUUGUUUAUCACCUUGACCGAGAAAGUGUCUCAGCAACCGAUAAAACUUUAAAGGUUAAGGUAAUUUCGACAAGUCAUACAUCAGCUCAAAUAUCAUUCUAUCGAGAACCAAUGGUUACCAAAGAUUCGGUUAAAGAUUUUGAGCUUAACUAUCGUAUUAUUGGUUGGAAUGUUCAUGAUUGGCAGAUUAAACCUAUUUUUCGAGUUCCCUCUGGAAAUCAUUCUGUUUUAUUGGAUAAUCUUUUAUGUGGAACUUUAUACAAAUUAUUCAUGACCGAUUUAACAACAGGAACCAAAAGUGAUACCCUUACCUUUCAAACUCAAGGAUCAGCUCCAAUUGCUCCUAAAAAGGAGGAUAUUAUCAAGGUAGUUAGUAAUUCAUCAAUAUUCAUCUAUCCAAGUGCUUGGGAUCAAACUCUCGGUUGUCCAAUUACAAAGAUGCUUAUUGAGUAUCGAUCCUCAUCUCAUCAUACCUGGAAAAUGGUUUCAACUCCAAGUCUUCCCAAUGAAUCUGAACCGAUUCAGAUUCACAAUUUGAUUCCAAAAUCCAUCUAUUCAAUUCGUAUUACUGCUCAAACCCGAGGAUCACCUUCAACCAUGGCUGAAUAUGAUGUUCGAUUAGGUCUUGAAGAAAAGGAACUUUUUACCUUUGGUUCGGGUUUUCAACGUGGCCUGUUACUUGAUACCACUACUUUGGUAUCGAUUUUAUCAUCUCUGGUUGUUCUGGUUACCGGUUGUUUUGCAAUCGCUUGUCUAAUUGUUUAUAAGAAACAUUCAAUUGGCCUUUCAGCUAAACCAAAAUCGUCUCAUUAUCGUCGUCAAAGUUCAACCUCAUGUGCACCAAGUUCAAAUGAAGGUGAUGCCAGUGGUAGUGAUAAACGAUCCUCUGGCCUUCGAUCAGAUCAUACAAGUUCAGACCUUUUAAUUAAAAAGAAUCAAUCACUUUCAAGUAUCCAAUCGGUUAAAGAACCUUCAGUAAUUUCGUCCAAAAAAGUUCCCGCGAUCAAAGCGAUCAAAGGUAAUUCAUCAAACAAUUCAAUCAAUGGUGCAGGUAACGCAUCCGGAACGGGUUCAAAUGGAGGUAGUGGCCUGGGUUCUACUCCUGGAAUUGGAGUAAUUGGUGGAAAUAUAAAUAACCCCUCUGCUGUUAAACUUGACCCAUCUCGUGGUCCACCUUAUCCACCUAAAUCACCAAUUCGCGGUCGACUACCUCAGGUCAGAAUACCGACCAAACAGCUGGAAGAAAUUGAGAAAGAUUUGUCCAACGAGUACGACGAAAUUACACCUUAUGCCACCUUCCGUUUGCAUGGCGGCGAUGAAGGUAAUCCCGAGGAAGAGUUUAAAACUUUCAGUGUUCACAUCGGAGAACCGGGCUACAUGUACAAAGCGACCGUCGAUGCUGCACCGACAACCUCACGAGAUUACAAGACCUGCGGCUCAUCUAAAAGUCGUGAUGGUUACUUGUUUGGUGGCUUAAUGGCUACUCAAAGUGUAACCUCUGGUUCAUCGGCUCAAGAUGAACUUUUAUACGCCUAUGAAUAUGGGCGCCGUUAUCAGCUUAAUCAUCCAGGUCCAAUGUAUUAUGAUGAUGAUGAAGAUCAAGAUGAUACACUUGAUGAUACACCAACUGAUCCAGGGAUUAGACAAUUUACUAAAUCACCGCCAAAACCUAAUGAAAAACGCCAAGCCGCCUGUCUAACGCCGGGAUUACCUUCAACCGAUUCAUCUGAUGGUACCACUGGUGCGGAUGGUGAUGAUGUUUCAAGUGAUUCUUGCUCAUCGGCCGAUUCAAGUUGUGUCACCCCAAUUAAUCCUGCUCAUCUAUUACAACAUGCUCAAGGUGGAUUAUCCUACCUUAAUCGUGAUAAUAAUAACACUAAUCAUCCUCAUACUCAUCAUCAUAAUUUACGUUCAUCAUCAUAUCACAAUAGUAAUAAAAUUAAUCCAAAUAAUCAACUGCCAUCUAAUGAAAGUAAAUCAACUGAUAAAAUGAUUACACCAACAGAUGAGAUGAGCUCCUUUAAAAUUGGAUUAUCUUCAGAUGAAGACGAUUCACCUUUGACCGGUGGGAUCAGUAAACGGCCUUCCCACCACCGACGGCAACAUUUAUCAACCUCUUCCUCCGUGGUUUCGGCCAGUUCAUCAACAACACCCGUUUCAAUUUCCGCCUCAGCAUCUAAUCAAAUUGCUCCAGUUUUACCAAGACAUCGUAAUCAAGGUCGACCUCAUCGUAUACGCAAUAAAAGGCAAUUACGUUCAAAAUCAAAAUCGGACGAGAUUGAAUGUUAACUAAUCACAAUUAACAAAUUAUCAUCUUUUACCCUCUUCUUUUUUUUCAAUCUAAUUAGUGCCUUCCCUUGAUCAUUGGUGGUUACAAUCAAAUUGACUCAGGAAAUUUAAUUCAAUUGGAUUGAAAAAUUAAGGAUAAUUCAAUUCACUUGUCGAUUAACUUGAGAUCAUUAAUUGUGCUCUUAAUGUUAGGAUUUGAUUCAGUGAUUAAAUAUUCUUGAUUAGUUUUCUUUGACUUUAAUCACUUACAGGGGUUAUUAAUUUUAAUAACAAUUUUCUUAUAAUUAAUUGUAUCAAAUUUAGUUGGACUGUUAAUUGAUUGAAGACAAUUUAAAUUUCUGUAAAAAUUGAAAAGAAACACUUACGAUAUUGAUUAAUUAAUUAAUAUUAUUCUAAUCAGAAAGUAAUGGAUUUUAAUCUAAUCAAAUUGUUCAACUAAUUAUAGAAUCAAUUUCUAUCCAUUUUGAACAAUUAACAACGAAUCAACGUUGAACAAAAUAACAAUUAAUUUUAAUCACCACAAAUAAUGGUUACAAUUACAGUCACUAUCAUCAUCAUCUAAUCAAUUAAUUGUUUACAAUUACUAGUCAUUCAUACUAAUCAAAAAAUUUACCUUUGAUCAGCAAGUUUACGUUAAUUGCUUUUUAUCAGCCAAAAUUGUCUACAACAAUUAACUAAAUCACUGAAUCAAAUUUAAUUCUCAUUUGUGGUCUCAAUGCUUUCUAGUGUUUUUUUAACAAUUAACUUCAGCAACAAUUUAACAGCCAACUCAAUUGAACCUGUUGACCAUUAAUUGCAGAAAUCAAAUUUUCACAAUUAACAAAUUUUUGUACAUAACAAUUAACUGUCACCUCUUGAUUGCCGCCAUGUUUUUAAUUGAGUUACAAAUGUAAAUUCAAAUUGUACCAACUUUUUUUUUUGUCACAAUUGAUUUAAUCACAAUUGAUAUCUACUUACACUUAAACUGUUUCUACUUGUAAACAAUUAACUCUUAAUUGUAACAAACCUUUUCCCUUUUACCCACAAAUCAAUUUCUCACAUUUCCAAUUGUUAAUCAACAAUUAACUUUGGCGUUUUGUUUUGUUUUUGUAAUAUGUAUUCACUUUGUGUACAAAUUUUUACUAGUAAUUUACCAAGAAAAGUUUUGUUUAAUUUUUAAUUAUAAUCAAACAACAAAUUGAUUAAAAUGAAACUAAUAUGAAAUAAAAAUUUAGGAAACAAUUAACAAUUAACAAAUUAAUAAUAACAACAACAAAAACAAUAAUAAUAAAAAU
This is a messenger RNA of Panonychus citri (citrus red mite), 7093 nucleotides long. RefSeq names its product cell adhesion molecule DSCAML1-like. The record is from RefSeq and is a predicted model, not a curated record. Gene Ontology annotation, biological process: axon guidance; cell-cell adhesion. Gene Ontology annotation, cellular component: plasma membrane; axon. The coding region runs from base 282 to 5819 and encodes 1845 amino acids. Lineage: Eukaryota; Metazoa; Arthropoda; Arachnida; Trombidiformes; Tetranychidae. Gene Ontology annotation, molecular function: protein binding. The transcript is spliced from 19 exons.